Rubroshorea leprosula is the source of this 3951-nucleotide messenger RNA. The record is from the annotation of a GenBank genome assembly. Lineage: Eukaryota; Viridiplantae; Streptophyta; Magnoliopsida; Malvales; Dipterocarpaceae.
UCUACUUCAACAAAGCUCAAACCUUUUUUCAAUUUUUCCCCUCAAGCUUCUACCCAAUCCAAACAAGGAAGAGAUCUCUCGAACUUGAACUCAAAGGAAAUUUGAUCUUACUGGUAAAGGAGAAAAAUCCCAUUUGCGUUGAAUGUGGGGACAUGGCUCAAGAGGGGAAGGGAAGGGUACUUUUAAGUAAACUCUAUUCAUUUGCGUGUUUCCGGUGCACCGCUGGAGAGGAACAUGCCCGGAUUGGGCAAAAAGGUUAUUCAAGAGUGGUGUAUUGCAAUGACCCUGAUAACCCAGAAGCAAUUCGGCUUAAAUAUAGGGGAAAUUAUGUGUCUACUACUAAGUAUACCCUUGCUAAUUUUAUUCCAAAGUCUUUGUUUGAGCAGUUUAGGAGGGUUGCAAAUAUAUACUUCCUUGUUGUAGCUUUUGUAUCAUUUAGCCCAUUGGCGCCUUAUUCAGCACCUAGUGUUCUUUUACCUCUAAUAAUAGUGAUUGGAGCAACCAUGGCCAAGGAAGGUGUGGAAGAUUGGAGGCGAAGGAAGCAGGACAUAGAGGCGAAUAAUCGGGAGGUUCAAGUGUAUGAUAGAAAUCAUUCAUUCAGAGAGAGUAAAUGGAAGAAUCUCAGAGUUGGUGACCUUGUUAAGGUGCAAAAGAAUGAAUAUUUUCCUGCUGAUAUGCUUUUGCUUUCUUCAAGCUAUGAGGAUGGUGUUUGUUACGUUGACACUAUGAACCUUGAUGGAGAGACUAAUUUAAAGUUGAAGCAUGCAUUGGAGGUGACAGCACCCUUGAAAGAUGAAGAGUCCUUUAAGAAAUUUAGAGCAGAGAUAAAGUGUGAGGACCCAAAUGAGCAUCUUUAUUCUUUUGUGGGAACAUUGUACCUUGAUGGCAACCAAUAUUCGCUCUGCCUACAACGGAUCCUUUUGAGAGAUUCUAAGCUGAAAAACACUGAUUAUAUCUACGGAGUGGUUAUUUUCACUGGACAUGAUACAAAAGUGAUGCAGAAUGCUACUGAUCCACCUUCUAAGAGGACUAAGAUUGAGAGGAGGAUGGAUAAGAUUAUAUAUGUUCUUUUCAGUACUCUGAUUACAAUAUCUUUCACUGGAUCUCUAUUUUUUGGAAUUCAAACUAAGAGAGAUAUUAGUGGCCAGAAGUACAGACGGUGGUAUCUUCGGCCAGAUGAUGCAACUGUAUUCUUUGAUCCCAGAAGAGCAGCACUUGCUGCUUUUUUUCAUUUCUUGACAGGCCUCAUGUUGUAUGGAUACUUGAUUCCAAUAUCCUUAUAUGUGUCAAUUGAGAUUGUCAAGGUUUUACAGAGCAUUUUCAUUAACCAAGACCAAGAGAUGUAUUAUGAGGAAACUGACAAGCCUGCACAUGCACGGACAUCUAAUUUGAAUGAGGAACUGGGUCAGGUUGCUGCCAUACUUUCAGACAAAACAGGCACUUUAACAUGCAACUCUAUGGAGUUUGUCAAAUGUUCGAUAGCAGGCACUGCUUAUGGACUCGGUAUGACAGAAGUGGAGAUAGCCCUGGCAAAAAGAAGAGGUAAAUUGCCGCUUGUCAUUGAUGGUUCUUCAUGUGAUGUCCCAACACCUUCUGAUGAUGCUAUUGGUGCUGGGAAGACCAUUAAAGGAUUCAACUUUAGAGAUGAACGGAUUAUGAAUGGGCGGUGGGUACAUGAACCUCAUUCAGAUGUCAUACAGAAAUUCUUUCGUGUAUUGGCACUUUGCCAUACGGUAAUUCCCAAUAAAGACUCAAAAUCGAAAGAAGUUUCUUAUGAAUCUGAAUCUCCAGAUGAAGCUGCCUUUGUCACUGCAGCAAAGGAGCUUGGUUUUGACUUCGUUAGAAGGACUCAAACCAGCAUAGAAAUACAUGAAUUUGAUUGUACAACUCAUAAAAGAGUUGCCAGAGUUUACGAGCUACUUCAUGUCUUGGAGUUCAAUAGUUCACGCAAAAGAAUGUCUGUGAUUGUAAGAAAUCCAGAGAAUCAGCUGUUGCUCCUUUCUAAGGGUGCAGACAGUGUGAUGUUUGAAAGGCUUUCAGAACAUGGGAGAGAGUUUGAGGCUCAUACCAAAGAGCAGAUUAGUUGUUAUUCUGAGGCAGGUCUACGAACUUUGGUAAUUGCAUAUCGUGAGCUUGGUGAAGAUGAGUAUGAGAAAUGGGAAAAAGAGUUUCUAGAGGCCAAAAAUUUUGUCGGUGCAGACCGAGAUGCAAUGAUGCAGGCAGCUGCUGAAAAUAUAGAAAGGAAUUUAGUUCUUCUUGGUGCAACAGCGGUGGAAGACAAAUUGCAGAAAGGGGUCCCAGAAUGUAUUAACAAGCUUGCAGGUGCUAGAAUUAAAAUAUGGAUCCUAACAGGCGACAAGAUGGAAACUGCUAUUAAUAUUGGGUAUGCUUGCAGCCUACUAAGAGAAAAGAUGAAAAAGAUAAUAAUAACUCUAGAUUUACCAGAAAUUGUGGCUUUGGAGAAGCAAGGGGACAAGCAAGCCAUUGCAAAGGCUUCUCUCGAAAGUGUAAGAGAGCAAAUAAAGGAGGGAAAACAUCAUAUUCGUAAAGAAAUAGCAGUUGAGUUUGGUUUGAUUAUUGAUGGCAAGUCCUUGACUUUUGCUUUGGACAAGUCAGUGAAGAAGUCAUUCUUGAAGCUUGCAAUGAAUUGUGCUUCUGUUAUAUGCUGCCGCUCUUCACCCAAGCAAAAAGCCCUUGUCACAAGACUGGUAAAAGUGGAAGCAGAUAAAACUACUCUAGCAAUCGGCGACGGUGCAAAUGAUGUUGGCAUGCUACAGGAGGCUGAUAUUGGGGUAGGCAUUAGUGGAGUUGAAGGGAUGCAGGCUGUGAUGGCGAGUGAUUUUGCAAUAGCUCAAUUUCGGUUUUUGGAGCGUUUAUUGUUGGUACACGGCCACUGGUGUUACAGGCGAAUAGCGAUGAUGAUAUGCUACUUUUUCUACAAGAAUAUUACAUUUGGGUUUACUCUAUUUUGGUUUGAGGCCUAUGCGUCUUUCUCCGGGCAGCCUGCUUAUAAUGACUGGUACAUGUCUUGCUACAAUGUUUUCUUCACAUCACUUCCAGUAAUUGCUCUUGGCAUUUUCGAUCAAGAUGUUUCUGCACGACUGUGCCUCGAGUGUCCUUUGUUAUACCAAGAAGGUGUGCACAACGUCCUCUUCAAAUGGGUCCGUAUACUUGGAUGGAUGUUCAAUGGAGUUCUUAGUUCCAUAAUCAUCUUCUUCUUCACUACUAGAUCCCUAGCCAGUCAAGCAUUCCGUAAAGAUGGUAAAGUUGCGGACUAUUCAGUCCUUGGUGUCACAAUGUAUUCAUGUGUGGUUUGGGCAGUGAAUUGCCAGAUGGCACUCUCGAUCAAUUACUUCACAUGGAUCCAACACCUCUUCAUCUGGGGAAGCAUCAUCUUCUGGUACAUAUUCUUGGUGGUCUAUGGUUUUCUUCCAUCCACCAUAUCAACUACAGCACACAAGGUUCUGGUGGAAGCUUGUGCUCCAAGCAUUCUUUAUUGGCUUGUCACUCUCGUCGUUGUUAUUUCUGCAACGCUGCCUUAUUUUUCCUGUAGGGCCUUUCAGACUAGGUUUUUGCCUAUGAUACAUGAUUACAUACAAAGGCUACAUCUGGAUGGCUCAGAACAUGAAGUAAACCGUGAGUUGCUGAAGCUUGUAGGAUCAAAACUAGACCGCCUUCUGACAAGAUCAAGGCAGCGAAAGUCAUGAAACCGGCACAUAUCAGACUCAAAAUCAGUAGGCAUUUCGGCUUCUGUUAGCAGAAAGUGCACAUGCUUCAACUCCUCUUGUAGAUUAGUAAUGUAAAUCUGAUUUAUCAAGUUAUGUUCAUUUGUAAUGUAAUAGUAUAAGACUGGGAACUUUACAAUCUCCAAAAAUAUGUAUAUUUUACACGCGGCUUGUCUAAAUUGUGAGUGAAAUCUUUGAGAUUCAAAAAUAUAUAAGAAUUGGGAGU